UCUGUAACGGCGGGCGGCGACCUUAUUGUCGUGCGAAACUGCGAAAUGUUACGUUGAACUUUCGUCGGCGGCCGUCAUACGGACCAUAAUAUAAUAUUGUGAUGGCCUUGGUCGGCCGCGGCCCCCGUCGUCCCGGAACCGUUCGGUGCGUUUGCCGCUCUUCAGUUUCCGACGACACACAUGUGGCCAUAAAAGGUCGGACACAAUAAGUUCCACACCCCAAAGAUCGUCCGUCCGCAAUGGCUAAAAGAAUGGAACAAGUGGUCUGGGUGCCGGAGCCCAAAGAAGGCUUCAUACUGGCCACAAUUGUAGAUCUAGGAAUGGACGAGGUCACCGUACAACCUGUGGGAACAUCAAAAGCUCAAUUUACACUGCCUCUGGAUCGCAUGUAUACAGCCAACCCUCAUUUUGACGAUAAGGAUGUCGAUGAUAAUUGUUCUUUGAUGCAUUUAAACGAAGCCACAUUAUUAAACAAUGUUAAAAAAAGAUACUCAAAGGAUAAGAUUUACACUUAUGUUGCUAACAUAUUGAUAUCUGUCAAUCCAUACAUAGAAAUCAAAAAUCUUUAUUCAACUGAUGUUAUGCAGAAGUAUAAAGGAAAAUCUCUUGGCGUUUUACCUCCACAUAUAUUUGCAAUUGCUGAUAAAUCAUUCCGGGAUAUGAAAGUGCUUAAGCAAUCACAGUCUGUUAUUGUAUCUGGUGAAUCGGGAGCUGGGAAAACAGAAUCUACAAAACAUUUAUUACGAUAUCUAUGCUACCAGUGGGGAUCUUCUAAUGGACCAGCAGCUGAUCAAAACAUUUUAGAUGCAAAUCCUGUCUUAGAAGCUUUUGGGAAUGCUAAGACGACACGUAACAAUAAUUCAUCAAGAUUUGGAAAAUUUAUGGAAGUUCAUUUUGAUAGUUCAUGUUCUGUUGUUGGAGGAUAUAUCAGUCAUUAUCUUCUAGAAAAAUCUAGAGUUUGUAUUCAAAGCUCAGAAGAACGUAACUACCACGUAUUUUAUUUGCUGUGUGCUGGGGCUCCACCUGAUUUACGUGGUAAAUUAUCACUUGACAAUCCUGAUGCUUUUAAUUAUUUGAGAAAAGGCUGUACUCAAUAUUUUACUAACAACCAAACUAGUAAAAAAUUGGAAAAUGAUCAAAAGAGUAAACUUCAAAAUAAACAAGGGGGUCUUAGAGAUCCAAUGUUAGAUGAUGUCAAAGGAUUUUCUACAAUGGAUGAAGCUUUGAGUAGACUUGGGCUAUCAAACAAAGAAAGAUGUGACAUUUAUACGAUUGUAGCAUCUGUUUUACAUUUAGGAAAUAUAGAAUUUGAAGAAAACAUUGAAAGCACUAAAGGUGGUUGUAAAGUGACAGAGCAAACUGAAAGUAGUUUGUCUGUAGUUGCCAAAUUGCUAUCUGUCGACUUUGACGAGCUCCGACAAGCACUUAUUACUAAAGUAAUGAUGACUAAUCGAGGUGGACUCAAAGGGACCGUAAUUAUGGUACCAUUAAAGCAAUAUGAAGCAAAUAAUGCUAGAGAUGCGCUUGCUAAAGCCAUAUACGGAAAACUAUUUGAUAAUAUUGUCCAUAGGAUAAAUUCUAGUAUACCAUCUAAGGCAUCUAAUUAUUAUAUUGGUGUACUAGAUAUUGCUGGAUUUGAAUAUUUCACUGUUAAUAGUUUUGAACAGUUUUGCAUUAACUACUGUAACGAAAAACUUCAACAAUUUUUCAAUGAACGGAUACUUAAAGAAGAACAAAUGCUUUAUGAACGUGAAGGCCUAGCUGUAAGAAAAAUUGAAUUUGUUGACAAUCAAGAUUGUAUAGAUUUAAUUGAAUCAAAAAAUGGUGGUAUAUUCAAUCUAUUGGAUGAAGAAUCAAAACUACCAAAACAAAGUUCUGAACAUUUUACUACUGAAGUACACAAACGAUGGCAGGGGCAUUUCAGACUAGCUUUAGCUAGAGCUUCAAGACUCAAAGCUCAUCGAGAAAUACGAGAUGAUGAAGGCUUUAUGGUUAGACAUUUUGCCGGAGCAGUGUGUUACCGAACUAGCCAAUUCAUUGAUAAAAAUAAUGAUGCUCUUCAUGCAAACUUAGAAGGUCUAGUUCAAGAAAGUAACAAUCCAUUCUUACAAAGUCUAUUUGCUACCAGCACACAAUGUGCAAACAAAGGAAAGUUGAACUUCAUAAGUGUUGGAUCAAAAUUUAAAAGUCAAUUGGCUGAGCUCAUGGAAAAAUUAAAGAGUACUGGUACAAACUUUGUUAGAUGUAUUAAACCAAAUGACAAAAUGGUGGACCACCUGAUAGAUGGUGGAUCAAUUCUAUCCCAGUUACAGUGUUCUGGCAUGACAAGUGUAUUAGAACUUAUGCAACAAGGUUUUCCAUCUCGUGCUCCAUUUCAACAACUAUAUGAUAUGUACAAACAGAGACUGCCUCCAAAGCUUGCUCGCCUUGAACCAAGAAUAUUUUCAAAAGCUUUGUUCAGAGCAGUUGGAGUUAAUGAAGGUGAUUACAAGUUUGGUGUAUCAAAAGUAUUUUUUCGACCAGGAAAAUUUGCUGAAUUUGAUGCAAUUAUGCAUUCAGAUCCAGAAAACUUGAAACAAAUGAUCGAAAAGGUGCAGAAAUAUCUGACUACUUUACAUUGGAAACAAUCUCAAUGGUGUGCUUUAUCUGUUAUUAAAUUGAAAAACAAAAUAUUGUAUCGCCAAGCAAAUCUUAUAGUAAUUCAAAAAAAUGUGAGAAUGCAUUUAUCAAAAAUGAAACAUAGGCCUAGAUAUAUGGGAAUAAAAAAAAUAAACAGUCUGAAAACCAUAUUAAAUGAAAUGGAAACACUGGCAGGACAAAUUAAAAAAGAUAAUGCUCUCUGUAUAUCAGAUGCUCAAAAGUUGCGAAUUGAAUUUGAUUUAGCAAUUAAAAAGAUAAGAAAUAAUGAAAAUAUCAAAGCAGCUGAAAUAAACAAUAUUUAUAAUAGUUUGGUUAAAGCAGCCAAUUCACAAAUGGAGAGUUUAAGAAAGAAAGCCAAUGCCGAAAAAAGUGCUGAAGCUGAAAAACAACGUUUAGCUAAAUUACAAAAAGAAAUGGAAAUAGUUAAGGCUACUAAAGAUAAAGAAGAACAUGCUAAAUUAGAAGAUGAACAAAUUAAAAAACAAAAAAUAGAAAUAGAACUUCGCCGUAAAGCAGAAGAAGAAAUACAUAAAAAUGAUAUUUUCUUGACAAAAGAGGAGAUUGAUAAGGCUGCAUUAGCCGAAGCUAAGUUUAGAGAGCAAAUGGAACAAGAGCGACGUGAUCAUGAACUUGCUUUACGGUUGGCUCAAGAAACAAAUAGUUUUGUUGAAGAUAUCUCUAAUACAUACUCAAAGAGAUCUACAAAUAUAGAACAACCACCAAGUAAAUAUGAUUUGUCGAAGUGGAAGUAUUCAGAACUUAGAGACACUAUAAAUACUUCCUGUGAUAUUGAACUACUAGAGGCUUGUAGAGUAGAAUUUCAUCGCCGCCUCAAGGUAUACCACGCUUGGAAAGCAAAGAACAAAAAACGUACUUAUAUGGAUGACAAUGAAAGAGUGCCUCGUUCCAUAAUGGAUACUGCUAAUCAGUCAAAGGGAGUCAAACAUUAUCAGAACACAAAGGUACAGCCAAUAAUUCCUACGAGUAGCCAACGAUAUUUUCGCAUUCCAUUUGUACGUUCAAGUACACCUACCAGAUCACCUGGAUCUGGUGGAGAUCAGCAUCGUGGAUGGUGGUAUGCACACUUUGAUGGACAAUACGUGGCUAGACAAAUGGAAUUACAUCCUGAUAAACCAGCAAUUUUACUUAAUGCCGGGAAAGAUGAUAUGCAGAUGUGUGAACUAAGUUUGGAUGAAACAGGAUUAACUCGUAAGAGGGGUGCUGAAAUAUUAGAAAACGAUUUCAAUAAAGAAUGGGAAAAACAUGGUGGAAUAACAUAUACUAGGAAUAAUGCCAGUAAUUAAAGUAUUGGCAGUUAACUUGCAAAACUGCUGUCAAGAUUAUUGUUUCAAAUAAAAUAUGUUAUAAUUAUAGGUAUAAAAUGAAUCCAAAAUGUCACAUUCCUUACACUUUUUAUUAUUAUUUUUUUUUUAUAAUUUUAUGUUUUGUUCCUAUAAUUGGGUGAUUGGUUUUUUAUCAGGUUGUGAUAGAUGUGAUAAAUAACAGUAUCGAAGUAUUGUUUUAAACAUUUUUUUUUUUAGUCAUUGUCUUGUCGAUUGAAUUGUUCUACUAAUGUCAAAUCUUAAGUUAGAAAAAUGAUUUUUUAUUAAUUUUUAAUAUUUACUAUUUAGUACUGUUAUUUGUUAACAAAUUGUCUAAUCAUUAAAAAAAAAUAUUGAAUGUUAAAAGCUUUAACAAUUUACGUUAUUAAACACUAAAAUAUACAUACUCUAUUGUAAGACUCGUUACAUAUGAAUAUAAUAAAUCUGUGAUAAGAAGUUGGGAUUCGAAACAAAUAUUUAAAACUGUUAUUUUGAUAUCUUAUUAUCUACAUAAUCAUAAUUUAUAAAAUAUUUUAUUUAUAAACUAAUUAUGAAAAAAUCUAAUAAAAUAUUUACAAAUUAUAAUGUAUUCUGAUUUUUAUAAUAAUUAUAUUUUCAUUAAUACUUGUUUUAAGACCAAUUUAAUAUUAUUGGAGGUAUUUGUAUAAAUUAAAUAAAAUUAAAAUUAUAUAAAUAUUUAUUUGAAGUUUGAAUCAA
Molecule: messenger RNA, 4679 nt
Organism: Acyrthosiphon pisum (pea aphid)
Lineage: Eukaryota; Metazoa; Arthropoda; Insecta; Hemiptera; Aphididae
Gene: jar
Product: Myosin heavy chain 95F jaguar
Exons: 23
Coding region: 240-3944 (1234 amino acids)
Biological process (GO): actin filament-based movement; actin filament organization
Cellular component (GO): myosin complex; endocytic vesicle; cytoplasm
Molecular function (GO): ATP binding; actin filament binding; microfilament motor activity
Source: RefSeq, a predicted model, not a curated record